Contarinia nasturtii (swede midge) is the source of this 549-nucleotide messenger RNA. RefSeq names its product Kv channel-interacting protein 1-like. The record is from RefSeq and is a predicted model, not a curated record. Gene Ontology annotation, molecular function: calcium ion binding. NCBI's taxonomy places the organism in Eukaryota, Metazoa, Arthropoda, Insecta, Diptera, Cecidomyiidae. The annotation marks the transcript as partial. The transcript is spliced from 5 exons.
AUCAUUUAUAUUGUUUCUGUUUUGAAAGAAAAUUGAAAGUUUUCAAGGGAUGAACAAGGCUACAGUUAUCAGAAGGUCUUUAUAGUGUAAACACAAUCGCAAAGAGUUUCAAAUCUAUUUAAGAAUUUGAAAAGUGACAAAAAUGUUCUCAUUCCCUUUGACUUGACUUGAGUCGUUUAGUAGUAAAUAUAGAUGUGUGUAACGCUUGCCGACGGGUACUAUUCGAAAGACUGAAAACGGCAACGAUAAUCAAUAAAUUGCGGGAGAAUCGAGUGGAGUGAAUCAACAUGGCAACGCCUCCUGACAGUCCAAUUGAAGAGGAAGUCGUUCUGUUCGAGUUAGAACCAUCAGCUCGUACACCGAAACCAAUUCCAGUUGCCUUAGAGGAUCUAUGUCGGCUCACAAAAUUCACACGUCAAGAGAUUCGUGUGAUGUACCGCGGAUUCAAAACGGAAUGUCCGGAAGGUAUUGUACAUGAAGACUGUUUCAAAGAUAUUUAUGCGAAAUUCUUCCCACAUGGAAAUUCAAGUAUUUAUGCACAUUACGUGU